AUGAUCGCAGGGCAGAAGCAGAGCGGGAAGAAGACCAUGAAUAUGGCGGCAGUUUCACCUACUCACCCAGGCUUCGGGAGAUCAGGGAAGAGCUUCCUCAUCGACAAUCUGCUGCGCUCGGCGGGGCCAUCCUCUUCCUCAUCCUCGCCCAACUCAGAUGGACCAACAGGUGGGUUCUUCAGGGGUCCACUGACCGGCCACCACAGGAGAACCUGGGGCCCUCAGCAUGUUGUCUACGAGGGCCAGAGUCAGAACUGUAAACGAGUCAAAGACAGGGUGCUCCCUCCUCGGUCACACUCAGGCCUGUUGAGCAGUGUGUUUCUACGAGGCCCUCAGUAUCUACUGGCAGCAGUGUGCUGUGGUGGGUCCAGCCCUCCGUCUGUCUUCUCCGAGGGAGCCAACAUUCCCAUGUGGUCCCCAGAUACGAGCCCCAAAUCCCGGCGAGGGAUCCUGAGGAGGGCGGUGUUCUCUGAGGAACAGAGGAAGGAGCUGGAGAAAACGUUCAAGAGACAGAAGUACAUCAGCAAGACAGACAGGAACAAACUGGCAGCAGAUCUCAGCCUGAAGGAGUCUCAGGUGAAGAUCUGGUUCCAGAACCGGAGGAUGAAGUGGAGGAACUGUAAGGAGAAGGAGGCCCACAGCGGCCGCUCCCCCAUGGAAGAGCUCAUGUCCCGGGGCUGCAAACAGGAAGAGGAGGCACCAGAGAGCACGGGCACGGCAUUAGACAGAUCAUCAUCACAGCAGUGGGACAGGGAAACAGGAGUUACCAUAGAGAAAGAGCCAUGCAAGAAACGUGUGACUUUGAUACAGCCAAUGAGUCUGCACAGACACACUAUGACCUCUGACCCCUGA
Oncorhynchus nerka (sockeye salmon) is the source of this 852-nucleotide messenger RNA. Its product is annotated as homeobox protein DBX2-like. The record is from RefSeq and is a predicted model, not a curated record. Lineage: Eukaryota; Metazoa; Chordata; Actinopteri; Salmoniformes; Salmonidae. The transcript has 4 exons. Gene Ontology annotation, biological process: regulation of transcription by RNA polymerase II. The coding region runs from base 1 to 852 and encodes 283 amino acids. Gene Ontology annotation, molecular function: DNA binding; DNA-binding transcription factor activity, RNA polymerase II-specific.